CACCAUAAGUUACUACAAGAUAGUGAAUAUAGUUCCCUGUGCACUACAGUACGAACUUGUUGUUUAUCUAUUUUAUAUAUAGUGGUUAGUAUCUGCAAACGAUCAGGGUUUCAGGCUUGUACAUGUUGGCUGCUGCAUCCACUGACCACACCACGGGCCUGGCAACCACCAUACCAAGUUUAUUUUGGAAGACAGUGUACAUAUGAGCUAGACAUUAAAACCCUUGAAAAAUCAGGAAUAUUUAAAAGAACUGCUCAUUAUAUGUGUAACUUGAUUAUAGAACAUUGCUAUUAUUAUUUUAUUUUCAAUAAAAGGUUUUUAGUGACUCUUCAGCAAUGUUAGAAGCUGAGUUGAAUUUCUUACAUUAUAAGGAAAUGGAUCGUAAUUUGAUUAUUAUGUAAUAUUAGUAUUCUGUUUCAACUGUUCUUAUUUCAUUGUUGUUUCUAAAGUUCAGCGGUUUAAAGUGACUUCAAAUCUUAUUAGGAUAACCUUGAUUGUUUUACUGAUUUCCAAACUUGUAAGUGCUGAGUCUACAGAUCUACCUGGAAAGAGAACCAUUUUAAGUUGAAUCAGAAUGACAUCACCAUCAUACCUGUAAAACCUAAAAUGUCUGAUAAAGUAGAUUCCUAUGUCUAAACUUCAAUUUUAAGGCACAGCUGUAGAUGCGGGACUGAUGCCAUCUGGUGUGAUUCCACAGAAUAAGAGAGAAAAUUUACCCAGAGUGUGCCAUGCACUGGCUUUUCUGGGAAUGACAAGGUGCCAGGGUUUGUUUUUGGUUCACUUGCAGGGGUGGAAACUUGGAACUAGGUUCCAAGACAGUUGCUGCAGUUCCCCGCAAGAAGACGGAGGAAGCCCAAAGGAGAAACAGGGCAUACUCGCUCCGCGAGUCAGCUUCCUCUUAAAGAGCUUUCCAGGCAGCCCAACAAUGUUUGCCUACAUCUCACUGGAGACUGUGUCAUUGGCUACUGUUAUCUCUAAGGUUGCCUGAAAAAUGUAGUUUUUGCAGCUGGACAUAUAAUUGCCUUCAACAAAAAUCUGAGUUCUCUGGAUUAGGAAGAAGAUAAUGGUGGAUCAUGGGUGAACGACUGGCAGUCUGUGCUCUGGAUACACAAUACAAGAAAGGAGCAUAACAUUUGAAACAGAUCAAAACUGUAGUUUCUUGACAACCGGCAACACUCCAAGCAACAGUGCUCUGCUCUGAGAGGAUGAGCAGGAGUGAAGACAUGCUGGGUUUUCUUAAGAAAUUCUUGGCAGGACUGACCUUAUUUCUGAGCCAUAUACUUGCCCCCAUCGAGAUUUUCUAGAGCAGGACCCUGGGAAGCUGCACACUUUCUUGGAAGACAUAAUCUCUUCGUGGAGGUUUGAAAUGAGAUAAGGAAGGCUGUAUCUUGCUGCUUCCCCAUCUGCUUCAUGUAUCUUUUCUCCAAUUUUCCUGCCAAAUUUUUUGGUGGAGUCUAGUUGUGUAUUUGAUCCCCAUAAAAUGUUUAUCCCUUUCAUGCACAGGAGAGGGUAAUCUCUGUGUGGAAAGGCUACUUUACUCCCCUCUGUGACUCCACCACCCAUCUAGGAAUAUCCUGGGACAAUUGCUUCUCAGAGCUGCUUCCAUAAGCAGCCUACAUCCUGGCUAAGCAAAAGCAGAAGAAACACUUCCCACAUCCAGGGCUGUCCAAAAGAACUUCCUGUGAUGACAGAAAUGUUCUAUAUCUGCAGUGCCUAAUGUGGUACCCAGUAGCCACACGUGGCUAGUGAACACUUGAAAUGUGGCUAGUGUGACUGAGGAAGUAAAAUUUGAUUUUAUUUAAUUUUAAAUAAUUUUUAAAAAUUGAAAUAAAUUAAAUAGCCACAUGUGGCUCGUGGCUAUUGUGUUGUAGAUUAUAGCACAACCCUUUCCCUUUCUCGUGUUUUAGAACUUGCUGGGAGGGGUGUGAGCAAGUCAUAUGCUGGCAUUCCAUGGUCUUCACGGUCCCAUCUUGCCAUUGAACUUGUCUCUCAGAGGAGAAAGAAAAAUGAUAUUUUGGAACUAAAUUCAAGAUGUUAACUUGACAUUUCUACAUUGCACAUAUUCCUGUAUAAAUGGAACGGUCUCCUGGGAACAGGUCCUGUGACUGAUGCUGGUGAUAACUGAUGGGAAGGUGGUGGUGCCGGUCCACUUAACAUUCCUAGUGAACAUUCUGUGCUCCUAGUCAGAGUGAGUUGGUGGAGAUUAUUUUAUUCUGUUGUGCAAUUCAUUCUGUGUUACUUUAUUUUUGUAAUACUGUGGCUGCUAAAUGAUUGUUCUGUAUCUGUUUUUCAAAAUAUUCAGUGGUUUAUAUUUUUUAAAAGGCUAUGAAAUAAAAAAAUGCUAAAUGUA
Vicugna pacos (alpaca) is the source of this 2350-nucleotide messenger RNA. The record is from RefSeq and is a predicted model, not a curated record. Lineage: Eukaryota; Metazoa; Chordata; Mammalia; Artiodactyla; Camelidae.